GGUUCACAGCAACGUUGUUUACUCUUGGAAUUGAAUCGACUUCCUUCGUAGAGAGUCAAAACGCGUGCAUUAAACGUGUUUUAGAAAGCACUAACACUUCUCUUUGUGAACUCAGUCAAAUUCUUAUAGACCAAGCUGAAGAUAGAACAAACCAAAGGCAGUAUGAAAAUUUAGUUAGGGGUGUUCCUUUAACUACUAAUUAUGUAACAAUUUUUUCAAGAAUAGAAGCAAUUAUUACACGUUAUCUGUGUCCAAAUGUUGCGCAAUAUCUGAUUGGACAAAUGAAGGAAUGUGUUUAUUAUAUAGCGUACCAUUCCAGCAUUGAAGAAGUCGAAGAUGAACCAGCUGAUGAGCCAUCUGAGAGUGAAAGUUCAGAUGAAGAACCAGAUAGCAUUCUUAUGCGUGCAUAUUUUCUUUUGGAUCAAUUGGAUAAAUCCAAUAUCAAAGAAGUUUAG
Ambispora leptoticha is the source of this 455-nucleotide messenger RNA. The record is from the annotation of a GenBank genome assembly. Lineage: Eukaryota; Fungi; Glomeromycota; Glomeromycetes; Archaeosporales; Ambisporaceae.